GUGCUGAAAGAAGUGAAGUACUAGCACGCAGCCGGAGCGCUCGGUGCGCGGUGCGAAGAGAGAGAGAGAGAGAGAGAGAAGUGUGAGAAGAAAGAGGGAAGAAGAGAAGAAGAGAAGCAGAGGACCGUGCAGCAGCCCCUCUGUACUAAUGGACCACAAGGAUAUUUAACCAUUUGUCCUGGGAGCGCACAGACACCGCAGUCCAUGCCUCUGCCUUGCCAGGUCAUUGAUGGGAAAUCAACUGGAUCGGAUCACCCACCUCAACUACAGCGAGCUGCCCACGGGAGAUCCGUCCGGGCUGGAGAAGGACGAGCUUCGUGUCGGCGUCGCCUACUUCUUCUCUGACGAAGAGGAGGAGGUGGUGGACGACCACCGCACUCCGUCCUCUGUCUCCGACUGCGUUGACUUCACCACCACCAACAACAAGGAGCAGCACCACCACAGCACCACCGCCGGGGAAGUGGAGGAGGAGGAGGAGGAAGGACCGUUCUCGGUGAGCGAGGUGGAGUACUCGGCCUUCUGCUCCCAGGAAUGCAUCUUCUCCAAGCUGCGAGAGAACGAGGACCUGAACGUGUACGCGGCCAAAACUUUGCUGACCAUGUGCAAACCGGGCGAUCUGCUGGAGCUGGUGGCCGCCGAGCAGGCACCACACUGGGUUGUCUACGAGCAACACGGCCGGGUCAUCCACCUGCACAAGGGCGAGAUCCGCAAGGACAGCCUGCUUGAGAUGAGCAGCGGGCGCCACGGGAGGAUAGUGAACAACCGGUACCGGUACCGACCGCUUCCUCCUGAUCUAGUGAUGCAGAAUGCUGCAGGACACUUGGGUCUGAGCAGCGAGGACAUAUGCUGGACCAACUCGGAAAGUUUCGCAGCGUGGUGCCGCUUUGGGAAGAGGGAGUUCAAAGCUGGAGGAGAGCAGCACUCGGCGGGUCUUUCGCAGCAGCAGCAGUAUUUCCUCAAAGUGCAUCUGUGUGGCAGCGGGGUGGUGCACACGCUGGUGUUUCGCAGCCUGGAGGACAUGAUCCGGGAGAGGAGGCGAGUGGACGCCAGUGGGAUUCUCAAAGAGCUGUCUUUGGUUAAUAACGGGGGCAAGGAGUGAUCAGGGAUUCCGUUUGAUAUAACCCCUCUCCUCUAUAACCCCUCUCCAUCCUCUCUCCUCCAUCCUCCUCCCUGCUGCGCAAGGACGCACAGUUUUGCGCAAAACAUACUUACUGGCACACAUGCACACAAGCACACAUGCAAGGACCUGUUGGUUUUUUUGGACUGUUUUGGAUGCGCGUCUGGAUCCACAGUGGAAUUUGGAGAGGAGUGAUGAAAACUGAUGGAGAGAGAGAGAGAGAGAGCGGCCAUAUAAACAGACAACGCCCCUUCAGAGUCAGAGUCAGAUUCGUGCUGAUUCGAUUUCUGCUAUAAAAACAAAACCAUUAUGCCCCGAACAGCAAAAAUCACCUUUACAGACCUGCACAUUGCGCACUCGGUUUGGUUUUUCUGUUUAAUUUCUCUGGAUGAUAAUGGAAUCGCCUGCUGCGGCAGACCAGACGGUGAGAGAUGUGUGUUGGGUUGGAGGAUGAUGGGGAUGAAGAUGAAAGAUAGGAUCUUGGGAUGGCUCUCGAAAAAAGUCUCCCUUCUAUUUUUUUACUGUUAGCUUUAAGACCACAAACACACAGAUCCACUUAAUUCAGUCUCUGACAGUCCCCACAGAUGGCUACGCAGUUGCCUAUAAACAAAAGCUUGUCCCAAGCUCUCCUCUUUUUUGCCAUAGCAAAGAGUAUUGUCAUUUUCCACAAUGCUAUGUCAUCCUGCUAUACCACAGCACUGGAUGGAUGUAUGUGUAAAAAAAAUGUAUUGAUUUUAAAAAUUUGAGUCCCUUAUUUUUGUAUUUAAGUUUAGUGGAUUUUAACACCUGAUCUCUUUUUUCUUGGUUCAAAAUAAAUGGAGGUUGAAAUAUGAAAAUAA
Molecule: messenger RNA, 1956 nt
Organism: Sebastes umbrosus (honeycomb rockfish)
Lineage: Eukaryota; Metazoa; Chordata; Actinopteri; Perciformes; Sebastidae
Gene: lratd1
Product: LRAT domain containing 1
Exons: 2
Coding region: 230-1099 (289 amino acids)
Source: RefSeq, a predicted model, not a curated record